This is a messenger RNA of Ochotona princeps (American pika), 1949 nucleotides long. RefSeq names its product solute carrier family 18 member B1 (gene SLC18B1). Lineage: Eukaryota; Metazoa; Chordata; Mammalia; Lagomorpha; Ochotonidae. Gene Ontology annotation, molecular function: transmembrane transporter activity. The record is from RefSeq and is a predicted model, not a curated record. Bases 277 to 1527 code for a protein of 416 amino acids. Gene Ontology annotation, biological process: transmembrane transport. The transcript is spliced from 14 exons.
GUCGUAAGCUCGGGUUGAGGUGCGAGCGUGGAACUUGGAGUGGCGGCUCUGGAGUCCACUCGGCACAUGGACGCGCCGGAGAAUCCCGAGGGCCCUCGCCCACCAGGAGUGCUUCAUCCAGGUUCUGGAAUCAGAUGCCCAACUACAUGCCUGUAAUUGCAGCCUGUUUGCAUUCAAGCUGCUGGCCCAGCAGGCGGUGCAGGACAGCCACCCAGGCGGCUUUCCAAAGACCAGCUUUUUGUACUGAUAUCUGUAGCAUCCGUGAACUUAAGUUCCAUGAUGGGCUAUGCCAUCCUUGGACCCUUCUUCCCCAAGGAGGCUGAAAAGAAGGGAGCCAGUAAUACUGUGAUUGGUAUGAUCUUUGGAUGUUAUGCUUUGUUUGACUUGCUGUCAUCUUUGUUGUUUGGAAAAUAUCUUGCACAUUUUGGAGCAAAAUUUGUGUUUGUAGCAGGAACAUUUGUCUCAGGAGCAGUUACAGUUCUCUUUGGUGUCUUGGAUCAAGUGCCAGAUGGACCAAUAUUUAUUGUUAUGUGUUUUCUGGUGAGGAUAAUGGAUGCAGUGAGCUUUAGUGCAGCCAUAACUGCUUCCUCUUCUAUCAUCGCGAAGGCUUUUCCAAAUAACGUAGCUACAGUAUUGGGAAGUCUUGAAACUUUUUCCGGAUUAGGACUAGCCCUGGGUCCCCCUUUAGGUGGCUUUUUAUAUCAAUCCUUUGGCUAUGAAUUGCCUUUCAUUUUUCUGGGCUGUAUCGUCCUCCUGAUGGUUCCAUUCAACAUGUGUAUUUUACCCAAUUAUGAGGCUGAUGUAGGUAAACACUCCUUCUGGAAACUCGUCACUUUACCCAAGGUUGUGCUGAAUGCCUUUGUCAUUAUCUCAUCCAGCUCAUGCUUUGGCUUCCUGGAUCCGACUUUGUCACUUUUUGUUUUGGAGAAGUUUAAUUUACCAGCUGGAUAUGUGGGACUGGUAUUCCUGGGUUUGGCGCUGUCUUACACCAUUUCCUCACCACUGUUUGGUUUGCUGAGUGACAAAAUGCCUCAUCUAAGGAGAUGGCUUCUGGUUUUUGGAAACAUAAUCACCGCAGGCUGCUUCAUCCUCUUAGGCCCUGCCCCAGUCUUGCAGAUUAGAAGCCAGCUCUGGUUGCUGGUCCUGGUGUUGGUGGUGAACGGCAUUUCUGCUGGCAUGAGUAUUAUUCCAACUUUCCCAGAGAUUCUCAGUUGUGCCCAUGAAAAUGGAUUUGAAGAGGGAUUAAGCACACUGGGACUUGUAUCGGGUUUUUUCGGUGCAGCCUGGUCACUUGGUGCUUUUAUAGGACCAACAGUUGGUGGAUUUCUAUAUGAGAAAAUUGGUUUUGAAUGGGCAGCAGCAAUACAAGGCCUGUGGGCUCUGAUAUGUGGAUUGGCCAUGGGCUUGUUUUAUCUGCUGGAGCACUCGAGGAGAAGAAGAUCCAUACUCCAAAACAUCCAGGGCACAGAGUGGGAACGGACUGCUCUGCUCUCCGAGGAAAUCCACCCUUGCACUGUUCUGGAGUGAUUCAAGAGUGGGAGAUCCCCUGGCCUUGAACCUGGAGCCAGCCUUGAACCUGGCUGCUGAGAGAGGGAUUCUCCUGGCCUUGAACCUGGCUGCUGAAAGUUUCCUUACUAUUUCUGUGUUUGCACAGACUCCACGGACUUCAUGCUAGCAGUCUAGAAAUGCUAGUGUGCUUUGAUGAUCCCAUGUUGGGCUGCACGACUAUUGUCUUGAGAAGCUGGCCUGUUGGCAGGCACAUUUGAGAUCUUAAGGAUGAGCGUGGUAGUUGGACAAUCAGGCGAAGUUUGCCUUUUCUGAGUAACCACACUUAGGCUUGACUAUUUUCCUCAUGCCGUUGCAUUUCCUUGCUUUUUAUUCUAAGCGCUGAUUCUGAAUAUGAUUUUUUUUAUGACCAACAACUGAAAUGAAUUGAUACAUUCAAAAUA